Messenger RNA from Candoia aspera, 3080 nucleotides. It is a transcript of the gene FLOT2, whose product is annotated as flotillin 2. The record is from RefSeq and is a predicted model, not a curated record. The coding region runs from base 430 to 1485 and encodes 351 amino acids. Gene Ontology annotation, biological process: regulation of myoblast differentiation; protein localization to plasma membrane. The transcript has 9 exons. Gene Ontology annotation, cellular component: plasma membrane; cytoplasmic vesicle; flotillin complex. NCBI's taxonomy places the organism in Eukaryota, Metazoa, Chordata, Lepidosauria, Squamata, Candoiidae.
CAGUGGGGCAAGGGGAACAGAGAGGCUUCAUCUCUGCUCUUAGCCAGGCCACUGUCUGGGUGAUUCAGGCUUCCCUUCUCAAGCCCCGGGCGAGCAGUCCUCGGACACGGUCUGCCAGGAAGCCGCCUUGCGGAGACCCAGCCGCUCUUGAAGCGGCCGGGAAGAGUGCAAGACCAGCUCGCCAGAGGAGACCUUGUGCAAGAAUUUCCCCGCAGGUGGUGUCCUGGGCAUUCACUGACCUCUCAAUUCACUGACCUCUCAAGGAGCUGGCCUGGAGGAGGGUUUUCGGCACGACUGCGGUUAUGCUGCAGUGCUGUCCACCGGGCUUUCCUUGGGACCAGCGAUGAAGGCCCUCCACCACUCUCCUGCUGCCCUGGUUGCAGAAAUAGCAGUGAAUGUAGACAUGGAUGGCUGUACCAGGUGAAGAUAAUGACUGAGAAGGAGCUUCUGGCAGUUGCCUGUGAACAGUUUUUGGGGAAGAAUGUGCAAGACAUCAAGAACGUGGUCCUGCAGACACUGGAGGGGCACCUUCGUUCCAUCCUAGGGACUCUGACCGUUGAGCAGAUUUAUCAGGACCGGGACCAGUUUGCGAAGCUAGUGCGAGAGGUGGCGGCGCCGGACGUGGGCAGGAUGGGGAUCGAGAUCCUCAGCUUCACCAUCAAGGACGUCUACGAUAAAGUCAGCUACCUGAGCUCGCUGGGAAAAACGCAGACCGCUGCAGUCCAGCGAGACGCCGAUAUAGGCGUGGCCGAGGCAGAGCGAGACGCCGGCAUCCGGGAGGCCGAGUGCAAGAAGGAGAUGCUGGACGUGAAGUUCAUGGCGGACACCAAGGUGGCGGACUCCAAGCGGGCCUUUGAGAUGCAGAAGGCUGCCUUCAGCCAAGAGAUCAACGUCAAGUCCGCCGAGGCCCAGCUGGCCUAUGAGCUCCAGGGAGCCAAGGAGCAGCAAAAGAUCCGCCAGGAGGAGAUUGAGAUCGAGGUGGUGCAGCGCAGGAGGCAGAUUGAUGUGGAGGAGAAGGAGAUUGUCCGCAUGGACAAGGAGCUGAUCGCCACCGUCCGGUUGCCCGCGGAGGCCGAGGCGCACCGUAUGCAGGAGAUCGCCGAGGGGGAAAAGGUGAAGCAGGUGCUGAUUGCCCGUGCCGAAGGAGAGAAGAUUCGCAAGGUCGGCGAGGCGGAGGCCCUGGUGAUCGAGGCCAUUGGAAAGGCAGAGGCCGAGAAGAUGAAGCUCAAGGCGGAGGCCUACCAGCAGUACGGAGAGGCGGCCAAGAUGGCGUUGGUGCUGGACGCGCUGCCCCACAUCGCUGCCAAGGUCUCAGCCCCCCUGUCCAAGGUGGACGAAAUCGUCAUUCUCAGCGGAGAGAACAACAAAAUGACCUCUGACGUGAACCGGCUCUUGGCCGAGAUCCCGGCAUCGGUGCACGCCCUCACCGGGGUCGAUCUCUCCAAGAUCCCGCUGAUCCAGAAGGCAACCGGAGUGCAGGCCUGAGUCGCCGGCUGAGGACGCGCACCCCUCCCCACUAUGCACUUCCACCGACGGCCUCGUCUUUCAGCCGGGGAGGUGGGGGAGCCCCUCUCGGGUGCCUUAAUCGUGGGAGGACCAGGACAGAGCACGGCCGGCCCCCGGUCCUUGCGUUUCUAAGAGAAGUUGUUCCCGUUUUGUAUCUCUGCUCUAUGUCGUGCUAGCCAACACGUCCCACCCCCGUGCCUCGCGGAUUUUGUGCCUUGACUGCCUGCACCCGCCCCCCCCCCACGCCCCCCCACGCACUGUUGCUUGGACAGAGGUAGGCCCCUACUCAGAGGGGCCAGAUAUGGGCCUGGCACUCAGCGCAACCCUGGCUGAGGGCCACACCCCGCACCUGCCAGCACCCCGGGGGUCUCUGCCCUCCCCUCUGCUCCUCCAGUGGUGUCAGUGGGCUGUCCUUGGGCCCUGCCAGCCAAGGGCCUGUGUGCCAGGCACUGGUGCUCAGGAGAGGAAGCAGGGGCAGGGCUUUACCAGCAGCUCUGGAUGUGAGCUCCACAGGCCACCCCCUCACAUUGCAUGUCCCGUGCUGCCCCCCAAUGCCUCAGAGCGCCGCCCCCACACAGCAUUCUGUCUCUGGAUCGGGCCCCGUCUUUUUCCAGUCUGCCUCGCGACGCCUGGUCUUCCGGGCCCCAGGGCCGCCUUCCACAGCUUCGCCCGUGUCUAGAGUGUAACCGCCUACCCUUUGGCCCAGACUGGUCCGUCAGUCUGGAUGGAAGAAGUUGCGCACUGGGACCAUCUCCCUCCUCCGUGCGCCUCUGGCCCCUGGCAGGGGAGGCUGGGGGCUGAAGACCCACCCCCACUCGGCCCUGCUCCUUAACGGCACUCUGGUUUUGAUCCGGGCAGGCUCCUGUGGGCAUCCUCGGUCAACUUAGAGUGCCAGCAGCCAAGGAACCGGGGUUGUCUCCCCGCAGCUCUGGAGCUGAAACAGCAAGCCCCUUCUUCACACCCUGUUUUUGGGAGGGGGGCUGUAGCAGCCCCUCCCCUUGGGGUUAUGCCCAUCUGAGAACGGCUUUGGGCUCUGUGCCAAGGCUGGAGGGAAGCCCAGGCCCUGAGCAGCCCUCCCUGCAGCUGCCUGCCCUCUUUUGCAGCAGGCCCAGCCAGGCAUGCUUGCUUGCUCCCUCCCCCCCGUUUGUGAAAGGCGUUUGCUUGUCUCUUGGGGGGGCAGCUUGCCCCCAUCUCUGCUGUGAAGGCAGAGAGGCAGUGGAGGUUCCAGGGGACCUCGAGGUUCUCCCUCUCUGCCGGGGUCGUUACCUCUGAGGCUGGAACUGGGUCCCUGGCGGUGGCUUGUGCUGAGGGGGGGUCACUGUGAGGUGGGGGUUCAUUUUGGAAGGCUCGACUCCUCGCAGGGCCUGCCUGCACAGGCUCCAGCAUUAGUCAAGUCCUGCCCAGCCCCAGCUCCCCUCGCGCAGCCCGUCAGCCUGCCCCUCCCCACUGCAGAAGCCGCCUGCUCCCCCCCACACACUCCUACCCGCUUGGGCGUGGUGCAUGGCCACUGGCCAGGGAACUCUUGUUUAGCCAAAUGUGAAAUAAUAAUGGACAAUAAACUUGUUGUGAUCUUG